Messenger RNA from Pygoscelis adeliae (Adelie penguin), 1349 nucleotides. It is a transcript of the gene MAPDA, whose product is annotated as adenosine deaminase-like. Gene Ontology annotation, biological process: inosine biosynthetic process; adenosine catabolic process. The transcript has 11 exons. Bases 1 to 1083 code for a protein of 360 amino acids. The record is from RefSeq and is a predicted model, not a curated record. Gene Ontology annotation, molecular function: adenosine deaminase activity. NCBI's taxonomy places the organism in Eukaryota, Metazoa, Chordata, Aves, Sphenisciformes, Spheniscidae.
AUGCGGGUGUGCCUUACUUGUAGCGUAUCUGUGCUGUCGUUCGGUACGCGGUACUGCGUUUUUAUCGGUGUUACCGUUCCAGACUUGCAAAACAGCAAACGGCACGUACUCCAGCAGAGAGCUCGUACAGUAAAUGCACAGGAGCUUCACGCUCAUUUGAACGGCUGUAUCAGUUCUGCCACUAUGAAGAAGCUUAUGGCCGAGAAGCCGUACCUCCAAAUCCAGAAUGGAAUGACUGUGAUUGACAAAGGAAAGAAACGAACCUUAGAUGAAUGUUUUCAGAUGUUUCAGAUCAUCUAUCAGAUUACCACUAGGACUGAAGAUAUUUUACUGAUAACUAAAGAUGUUAUUAAAGAAUUUGCUGAUGAUGGUGUCAAGUAUCUGGAAUUGAGGAGCACUCCUAGAGAAGAAAAGUCCACAGGUAUGACCAAAAGGAUGUAUGUUGAAACUGUACUUGAGGGUAUAAAGCAGUGUAAAGAAGAAGGCUUGGAUAUAGAUGUAAGGUUGUUAAUAGCAAUAAAUAGAAGAGGUGGCCCGGCAGUUGCUAAGCAGACUGUUAAACUUGCUGAAGAGUUCCUUCUUUCCACUGAUGGGGUUGUAGUAGGACUUGACCUCAGUGGUGAUCCCACCGCAGGACAUGGUCAAGAUUUUAUUCCAAAUCAAGAAGAGGAGACCAAAAUUCUCCUGGGCCUGCCUCCUGACAGAAUUGGACAUGGAACAUUUCUCAACUCUGCAACAACAGGUUCAGAAGAGUUAGUGCCACUUGUUCGACAGAAUCAUAUACCUAUUGAACUUUGCAUGACAUCAAACAUCAAAACUCAGACAGUGCCUUCCUGUGACAAACACCAUUUUGGAUACUGGUACAGCAUGGGCCACCCUGCAGUGCUCUGUACUGAUGAUAAAGGCGUCUUUGCAACAGAUCUAUCGCAAGAAUACGAGCUGGUUGCAAAAACAUUUAAUCUGACUCGAUCACAGAUGUGGGAUCUUUCCUAUGAAUCAAUCAACUAUAUCUUUGCUUCAAGCGUAUUAAAAUCAAAGCUCAGGGAACAGUGGUGUAAACUGAAGCCAACUCUGUUUGAUUAAUCAAACUUGUUCUAAACAGCUUGGCUGUGUUAGCUUAGUUAAUAAGCAUUUUUUAUUGAAGUCCCUGGCUUUUUUCAGACUUCAGGUUUAUAAAUCCAGCCCAUAAAGUGUCCCUGUGCAAAAUGAAGACGACAGGAAUGUGUCCUUUGUUAGUGGGGACAGAAGUAAAUGUUCUUCUGUAGUUGGGAAGGGCUCUCAACCAGUGACUAAAAUUCCAAAUGUGUCAUCACGUCGUUUCUCUCCAGUUGAUACGACUUUUUUUAAAA